Molecule: messenger RNA, 3594 nt
Organism: Closterium sp. NIES-65
Lineage: Eukaryota; Viridiplantae; Streptophyta; Zygnematophyceae; Desmidiales; Closteriaceae
Source: the annotation of a GenBank genome assembly
AUGGACCUGGACGUGGACGUGGAUGUGGACGUGGACGUGGACUUGGACUUGUACGUGGACGUGGUCGUGGAUGUGGACGUGGACGUGGACCUGUACGUGGACGUGUACGUGGACGUGGACGUGGUUUUGGACGUGGACGUGGACGUGAACUUGGACGUGGACGUCGACGUGGACAUGGACGUGGAUGUGGACUUGGACGGGAUCUUGGACAUGGACGUGGAUGUGGACGUGGACGUGGACGUGAACUUGGACGUGGACGUGGAUGUGGAUGUGGACUUGGACGGGAUCUUGGACGUGGACGUGGACGUGGACUUGGACGUGGGCUUGGACGUGGACGUGGACGUGGAUUUUGAGAUGGACGUGGUCGUGGACGUGGACGUGGUUGUGGACGUGCACAUGAACGCGGACCUGGACGUGGACGUGGACAUGGACGUGGGCUUGUACGUGGACGUGGUCGUGGACGUGGACGUGGUCGUGGACGUACACGUGGACGCGGACCUGGACGUGGACGUGGACUUGGACGUGGGCUUGGACAUGGACGUGGACGUGGAUUUGGAGUUGGACGUGGUCGUGGACGUGGACGUGGUUGUGGACGUGCACAUGGACGCGGACCUUGACGUGGACGUGGACGUGGACGUGGACGUGGGCUUGUACGUGGACGUGGUCGUGGACGUGGACGUGGUCGUGGACGUACACGUGGACGCGGACCAGGACGUGGACGUGGACUUGGACGUGGGCUUGGACGUGGACGUGGACGUAGACGUGGAUUUGGAGUUGGACGUGGUCGUGGACGUGGACGUGGUUGUGGACGUGCACAUGGACGCGGACCUGGACGUGGACGUGGACGUGGACGUGGACAUGGACGUGGGCUUGUACGUGGACGUGCUCAUGGACGUGGACGUGGUCGUGGACGUACACGUGGACGCGGACCUGGACGUGGACGUGGACGUGGACGUGGACUUGGACUUGGACGUGGACGUGGACGUGGACGUGGACUUGGACGUGGACUUGGACGUGCACUUGGACGUGGACGUGGUCUUGGACGUGGACUUGGACGUGGACAUGGACGUGUACGUGGACUUGGUCGUGGACGUGGACGUGGACUUGGACGUGGACGUGGACAAGGACUUGGACUUGGACUUGGACUUGUACGUGGACGUGGUCGUGGACGUGGACGUGGUCGUGGACGUGCACGUGGACGUGGACGUGGACGUGGACUUGGACGUGGACCUGGACGUGGACGUGGACGUGGACUUGGACUUGUACGUGGACGUGGUCGUGGACGUGGACGUGGACCUGUACGUGGACGUGUACGUGGACGUGGACGUGGUCGUCGACGUGGACGUGGACGUGAACUUGGACGUGGACGUGGACGUGGAUGUGAACUUGGACGUGAUCGUGGACGUGGACGUUGACUUGGACAUGGACGUGGACGUGGACGUGGACGUGGACUUGGACGUGGACUUGGACGUGGACAUGGACGUGGACGUGGACUUGGACGUGGACUUGGACGUGGACUUGGACAUGGACGUUGACGUGGACGUGGAUGUGGACUUGGACUUGUACGUGGACGUGGUCGUGGACGUGGACGUGGUCGUGGACGUGCAUGUGGACGUGGACGUGGACGUGGACUUGGACAUGGACCUGGACGUGGACGUGGACGUGGACGUGGACUUGGACUUGGACUUGUACGUGGACGUUGUCGUGGAUGUGGACGUGGACGUGGACCUGUACGUGGACGUGUACGUGGACGUGGAUGUGGUCGUGGACGUGGACGUGGACGUGAACUUGGACGUGGACGUGGACGUGGAUGUGGAUGUGGACUUGGACGGGAUCUUGGACAUGGACGUGGACGUGGACGUGGACGUCAACGUGGAACUGGACGUGGAUGUGGACCUGGACGUGGACAUGGACGUGGACGUGGACGUGGUCGUGGACGUGGACGUGGAGUUGGACGUGGACGUGGACGUGGACCUGAACCUGGACGUGGACGUGGACGUGGACGUGGACCUGGACAUGGACCUGGACGUGGUCGUGGACGUGGACGUGGAUGUGGUCGUGGACGUGGUCGUGGACGUGGUCGUGGACGUGGUCGUGGACGUGGACGUGGUCGUGGAGGUUGACGUGGACGUGGUCGUGGACGUGGACGUGGACUUGGAUGUGGACAUGGACGUGGAUGUGGACGUGGACCAAGACAUGGACGUGGACGUGGACCUAGACGUGGACGUGGACGUGAACAUGGACGUGGACCUGGACGUGGACGUGGAUGUGGACGUGGACAUGGACGUGGUUGUGGACGUUGACGUGGACGUGGACGUGGUCGUGGACGUGGACGUGGACCUGGACCUGGAACUGGACGUGGACGUGGACUUGGACGUGGACAUGGACGUGGACGUGGAUAUGGUCGUGGACGUGGACGUGGACCUGGAUGUGAUCGUGGACAUGGACCUGGACGUGAUCGUGGACGUGGACGUCGACUUGGACGUGGACGUGGACGUGGACGUGGACUUGGACUUGUACGUGGACGUGGUCGUGGACGUGGACGUGGUUGUGGACGUGCACGUGGACGUGGACGUGGACUUGGACGUGGACAUGGACGUGGACGUGGACGUGGACGUGGACGUGGUCGUGGACGUGGUCGUGGACGUGGACGUGCACGUGGACGUGGACGUGGACUUGGACGUGGACAUGGACGUGGACGUGGACGUGGACCUGGAUGUGGACGUGGACGUGGACCUGGACGUGGACGUGGACGUGAACGUGGACGUGGACGUGGACUUGGACGUGGACGUGGACGUGGACUUGGACGUAGACAUGGAUGUCAACGUGGACCUUAACGUGGACGUGGACGUGGACGUGGACAUGGACGAGGACGUGAACGUGGACGUGGACGUUGUCGUGGACGUGGACGUGGACGUGGAGUUGGACGUGGACGUGGACGUGGAUGUGAACCUGGACGUGGACAUGGACCAGGACGUGGACGUGGAGGUGGACGUGGACGUGGUCGUGGACGUGGACGUCGACGUGGACGUGGUCGUGGACGUGGACGUGGACGUGGACGGGGUCGUGGACGUGGACGUGGACGUGGAUGUGGACCUGGACGUGGACGUGGAAGUGGACUUGGACGUGGACGUGAACGUGGAGGUGGACCUGGACGUCGACGUCGACGUCGACGUGGUCGUGUACGUGGACACGGAUGUGGUCGUCCAUGACGUGGACUUGGACGUGGACGUGGUCGUGGACGUGGACGUGGUCGUGGACGUGGAAGUGGACGUGGUCGUGGACGUGGACAUGGACGUGGUCAUGGACAUGGACGUGGACGUGGACGUGGAAUUGGACGUGGACAUGGACGUGGACGUGGACGGGGACCUGGACGUGGACGUGGACGUGGACCUGGACGUGGACGUGGACGUGAAUGUGGACGUGGACAUGGACAUGGACGUGGACUUGGACGUGGACGUGGACAUGGACGUGGACUUGGACGUGGACGUGGACGUCAACGUGGACCUGGACGUGGACGUGCAACACUCGAGGGUGUCCCGCAAGAGCAUUGCAACACUUCGGGGUGUGGGCUUUCCGGCAAGUGCAGUGUAA